Messenger RNA from Trypanosoma conorhini, 369 nucleotides. RefSeq lists its product as uncharacterized. The coding region runs from base 1 to 369 and encodes 122 amino acids. NCBI's taxonomy places the organism in Eukaryota, Euglenozoa, Kinetoplastea, Trypanosomatida, Trypanosomatidae. The transcript has a single exon. The record is from RefSeq and is a predicted model, not a curated record.
AUGCCCCGUGGUAUCGCGGCGCUUCUUCAGCAGCAGCCCUCCUUUUUCCCUUUCGCAACCCUGACACCCACGGAGGGGCAAGAGCAGAACCAAGAAAAAAAAACGGCAACACAAGUAAAAUGUUCACACCUUGUGCCGCUGCGAUUGCCCAGGCAACCCCAGUGUGAGCCCAAGAGUGUACACAGAGAUGCCAACGUUGACGCAAUUCCUCUGCCGUCAUUGCGUGCACCCCCCUCUCUUGCUGGUGGCGACAAUGAAACCGCGCCGAGACAAGUUCAGCCGCCGCCGUUGCCAGCCGACAGGCGUUCGUGGCGUGUUUCGCCCCCAAUGGAAAACAUUGGGGCACUGAACUUCGCAGACCCCGAGUAA